AUGGUGAAAGAAUUCUCUGAUUACUUUCCAGGACUUUCACAGCCCUUCUCCAUAUGCAAUAGUCCGGUCAACGCAACUGCAGGAAAUGUUUACGUUGCUGCAUCUGAAUUUUCUCUCUUAAAUGCGGGUGAAACUUCAUCCGGUGGUGCAAUUAACAUUAUAAAUUCCGUACGAAUUGCUAUAACUCUUUCAAAGUUUACCCGAUGCAGGUCUGGAAGAGCUGGUGGCGCAAUUUUCGUUGAUCCUCUUGGCAAGGAUAAUGGCCUUUACAUUGAAAAAUGCAUUGGCUCGCUAUGUUAUACAUACUCAUCAGACCCUAAUGUCAGUUUUUACCAUCAAGGACAGUGGGCUAUGGCAAUUACAAAUUCUGAUAGCUGUAUCAACACAAUAACACACUGCUCCAUCGAACAAUGCGCGCCUUAUAAUAACUUCACUAACCAACGUCCUAUUGCAGCAGUUAAUGGCCAUAUUGAUCUCAAUAACCUUAAUAUUUCAAAUUGUGUCUCUGCAUACUGUGGAGGCUUCUAUGUAGAUAGUGGGUUUGACAAAGUUUCCAAUGUAAUGCUUGCAAACUGCAUUGUUGAAAAGUAUGCAUUAAUUGAAAUCAAAAACUGCACAGGCAAGUUCCACAAUGUUUUACUUCUUGGUAUCCAACAGAAUACAAAUGCAACAAUCAUUGAAUCAUAUCCAUUGCUUAUCAUUUUCCAAAGUAAUUUGAUUUUCGACUUUUUAAACGUUGUUAACUGCACAUCUAACGAUCCAAGCUUACUAAGAGUUAAUACACAAGAUGGAAACUCUACAAUUUUCUUCAAUAACUCAUACGUCCAAGGCAAUUUAUCAAUUGAAGGUUUUACAUCCUAUUAUCCACAUUUACAUCCAUUAGUAAUCGAUUUCAACUUGUUCAACGAAGAACAAAGACAAUUCGAAAAACUUGACUACCCUAGCCCAGGUGGUGGAAAUGGAGGAUUAAUUGCAGGAAUAAUAAUCGGUCUAUUGAUCGUCAUUGCAAUUGUCUGUGUCGUCGUUUUCUUCAUCAUGAAGAAGAAGAAGGAUUCACAAGAAAAAGAGUCAAAUGAUGACCAAGUUCAUGAGGAUGCAUCAAUGGAAGAAGCUGUUGGAGUUUAA
This is a messenger RNA of Trichomonas vaginalis G3, 1125 nucleotides long. RefSeq names its product glycoprotein 38 family. The transcript has a single exon. Lineage: Eukaryota; Parabasalia; Trichomonadida; Trichomonadidae. Bases 1 to 1125 code for a protein of 374 amino acids. The record is from RefSeq and is a predicted model, not a curated record.